AUGGUUCACGACCCGUUCGCCAAUUGGUACAGCGCCGAGCUGCUGGACAGCUUGUUCUGUUCCAAAUGUCGGGAGUUUCAUGGUGUUCAUGCACUCUGCACGCCUCUCGAAGCGACUCCUGCAGAUGCCGUGUCAUUUCCCCCUCGGUCGAUCAAAUCGGGCAUCUCGGGCGUCCUAUCGCUCCACGACUACCGCAAGUCCUUGUCGCGAUCCGCCGAGUGCGUGAACGAUUCCGUUGAUCAUCCUUCGGACAAGACCCUCAAGCGCAAGGUUGCAAAGUCCAAUCUGCAUUUUCAUCCAUCUUACCAUCGUCGCUCAUUGUCCCUGGGUGCGGUCUCGACUUCUUCGCGGGCAUCCAGUCCUCCUCCGUUAUCGCCGUCUUAUUCGCACAGCAUCCUCUCCUAUCAAAGUGAGUUCGAUUGUGAACUUUCCGAAGCUUCUGCCAUUUUCAUCCCACCCUCGCAGAGCGCACGGGUCAAUUUCGUCGAGGCGAGGUUGACACGCCCACGGCCAAAUCGAAAACGAUUGAAUACAUUUCGUGAGAAGCUUCAGAGGAACGGUCAGAUCCCAGUCCGAUCUGAGCCCCAAACUCAACGGCAGACACGUUCCCAGACUCCGACCCAAGGUCACUCUUUCUUACAGCCGUGGGAAUCCUGCACCGAAACCGAAUCAAAAUCUCCAAUGUUGGCGUCGUCGCAGGCCGUUGCUACUGUCUCGCACGGGGGAGCGCUGUUUGAGAUUUUGAAUCCCCGCAAGUCGCUUGAUGUGACGCGGAUCGUUUCCUUUAUUGAGGACGUCGACGGCUGUUCCGUCCUUUCUUUUGACUCUCACACCGAGUCCACCCCAUUCUCCGAACCAUAUACGACAGCGGCCAAGGGCUACGACAAUGUCUCUCUCUCCCAGUUCACCGACGCCUCGUUCCCAUCUCAGUAUUCCUCGCCGUCCCUGUACACGACUUCUCCGUCCAUGGGAUGCGCGACCCCAAAACAAUCCAUGAUGGAUGUGCCCUCAUCGUCACCUGGCGUGCAUGAUCACCUUCAUUCGCUGUCCGAGUACUCUAUCCACAAAUCCAAUCAUUGGUCGUCCUUUGAGCAUCCACACGGGUUUGAGUCGGCCCCCGCGUCUCCAAAGAGAGCGCUUGAAUUCGGUCUGAUCGACACCUCCCUCACCCAGAUACAGCAGUUUUCCACGCCUGGACGCGAGGAAGCGCCGGAUCUUCAACUCUCAGAUCCCUCAUUCUCGGCAUCCCCUGCAUCGCCGUCUGGAUUCCAUUGUGGCGAGAGCGAUAUCGGCGAGCCGGGCUCGCCCGUUUAUGCCAAUGGGGAGUGGUCCCAGGUUGAUGAACGUGAUCGCGGAGUCUUGAUGGAUCUACCACCACCUCCGGCCUUUAAUGGUGGCGCUGGCCGUGCUGGCCGUGGUGGUGGAUAUUCGGAGCCUCCCUCACCAUACGACAUUUAUUAUGCCAAUACCAUGUCUCCCUCUUUUCUCCCCUCCACGCCCACCUCGGGCCCUCACUACGACCCGUACGACCCGAUCUUUUUUGAUCCCCACGUUCAGUCUGUCUUGGCGGCUGCCAAUGCGGAAAACAUGGGGCUACGAGGGAAUUCGGCACGAGCUCUGGACGAUCUGCAGCGCAGAUUCGGUAGUUCUGUCUCUCUUGGAGGUCCUGAGUCCGCGUCUGGAGAUGGAUACUCGCACAAGGAGCAUCGCAAAGGCUCCUUUUCACAGCGCAAGAAGUUGAAGAAACUUUUCAGCUGGCGGUCUGGAAAUUGA
Penicillium oxalicum is the source of this 1773-nucleotide messenger RNA. RefSeq names its product oxidoreductase, short-chain dehydrogenase/reductase family. Lineage: Eukaryota; Fungi; Ascomycota; Eurotiomycetes; Eurotiales; Aspergillaceae. The record is from RefSeq and is a predicted model, not a curated record. The coding region runs from base 1 to 1773 and encodes 590 amino acids. The transcript is spliced from 3 exons.